AUGGCGACCAGGGGCGUAUGGCAGCUCAGCAAGGUGACGAUCCGGUACUGUCAACACGGCGGAAGUAGUCGCUACGUUCGGCAUUUGCUGAGCGACCAGCGCUUUCUUCAGUUUGUCGAGGAGAAUCCGCAGGUGCAAUUUGAGACGGAGCUAAAAGGUGCUCGCCACCCGAUCGUCAUUGGAGAUUACGUGACCAAUGAGCGCAAAGUUUCGGAUCUCAAGAAUCAGGACAUUCCCUUCAUUAUGAAGCAGCUGGAGCGCCUUCGCAACUCUAGCGGUCGCAAGAUGACGCCUAUGAAGAAGCCGGUUAUCUCGAAGCGUCCGACCAUUCAGGGAAUCUGGCAGCCGGACCUCGUUUUCCCGGAGUUUAAGAUCAGCGAUCGCAGUUAG
This is a messenger RNA of Peronospora matthiolae, 390 nucleotides long. The record is from the annotation of a GenBank genome assembly. Lineage: Eukaryota; Oomycota; Peronosporomycetes; Peronosporales; Peronosporaceae.